CGCCGCCGCCGCCGCCGCCGCCCCCCCGGUCGGAUCCCCUUGGCUGCCUCCUUUGCAACGUUGGGCAGCCUCGGCACCGGGGCGGAGAUGGGCACGGUGGUCCCUCCGGGAUCCGUGGUGGUGUCCGACUGGCACAGGAGCCAGGAGGGCAAAGAGUACUUCGGGACCCUGCUGCGACGGAACAGGCGCCGCUUCUUCGGAAUGAUCGAGAGACCAGUGCUGUCCCCACAGCUGGCUGCAGAUGUUGCAGGCUAUAAGGUCUUUGUGUCGGGGAAGAGUGGAGUUGGCAAGACAGCGCUGGUGGCCAAGCUGGCUGGCCUGGAGGUUCCUUUGGCGCAUCACGAGACAACAGGGAUCCAGACCACCACCGUGUAUUGGCCAGCCAAGCUUAGAGAGAGUGGCCGGGCCCUCUUCUUCAGGUUCUCCAUCUGGGACUGUGGGGAUGCCGUACUCAAAAAGUUCGACCACAUCCUGCCGUCUUGCACAGAGAAGGUGGACGGAUUCCUUUUCCUGUUCUCAUUCACGGAUCGUGCAUCCUUUGAAGAGCUGCCUAGUCAAAUCUCUCGUGUGACAGAAGGUGCCAAGAAUGCAGUCAAGAUGGUGAUUGGCACCAAGUUUGAUCAGUUUGCCCAUAGUGAUGUGACUGAGCAUGAUGUGGCUGCAUUCUGUCACACCUGGGGACUGCCUGUCUUGCGAGCAAAAAGCAUUAAUGCACCACGGCUGGCUGAUGGCCAAAGCUUGGAUGGCCGAGCUGGAUUGUCCGACAUGGCCCACCUACUCAACGGCCUAAGCGAGCACCUCUGGCGACAGGACCAGUGGGCGGCAGGACUCCUCCCACCAUUGACAAGCCCUGGGUCCUCAGAAGAGCCAGCAUUCAGCUGAGACAGUACCCCCAGAAGCACACACAUCAGGCAGGCUUGUGUUGUCUAAGAAACUGCUGGAUGGCACUGGGAUGGUAUUUGAAUAGAAGCUUCUGACAAGUCUCAGCACAGAGGCUGAUUGGCCAAGCAUUAGACCAGCACUGUCGUGCCAGUGACCAAAAGGCAGAUUGGGCCGAGCCAGGAUGACAGAGAGAAGCUUGGUUGGCCAAAAAGCAGCCCUCAAAGACCUGGUGGUCCUUUAGGAAAAGAGACGAAAAAUAUUGACUCAUGUGCUUUUGAGGCCCACAACACCCUUCUUACUGGUAUUCCCCCCCCUCCCAGAAUUGUGGGAUAGACAAGGGCUCCAGGCUGGCUUGAAAACAGGUGACACCUGCCUUCUUGCCUCACUUCAGUCUUGACAUCAUAAGUCUCUAAACUGAAUCAUGUCUCCUUCAGAUGGAUAUGCCUCACAUCUAGAGAGUAGCUAAACUUGGGUCAUGUCCUCGUGCCUUUUCCGUCCCUUUCUAUAUUGUGUUCCGGAGAGUGGAUUUAAUAAAUACCUUGAAUUUGGA
This is a messenger RNA of Pogona vitticeps (central bearded dragon), 1432 nucleotides long. RefSeq names its product ciliogenesis and planar polarity effector complex subunit 2 (gene CPLANE2). Lineage: Eukaryota; Metazoa; Chordata; Lepidosauria; Squamata; Agamidae. The record is from RefSeq and is a predicted model, not a curated record. Gene Ontology annotation, molecular function: GTP binding; GTPase activity.